UUUGGACAUAUGUGGCUCUUCGUUAAAACGGUGACGAUAUAUGCAAGUAGCCCUUUUGUGUUGUUUCUGCUGGAUCACUCUCCAACCAUAUUGUAUUCGAUUCUUUCUCUCAAAGGUGUUCCGCGGUCCUUCAGUGGCCGUCACUUCAUCUUUUCCUUCCCCUAUCCUCCCAACGCCUCCUCCGUCAGACCAUACCUGAUCGCAACAGCCCAGACACCAGACGUACAAACUGAAGUCCGCUUUGAGCUUCCCGCUCUUGGAUGUUCACAACUAACAAUGCUCGGCUACCGCGAGGUGGCGCUGUUUAAUAUACCCCUGGAGAAAACCCGCAGACCCCCUGAUGAAUUAGGGUCCCGAUCUGGAUUACGUGUAGAGCGUCCCAACGAUACUGUGAUUGUUCAAGCAAACCAUUCCAUCACCCUGCAAUGCGGGACUGCUAACCACGCAGACCGCUUUCUGGUUUUUCCAAGCGAUGCCUUGGGCGUGGAGUAUCUCGUAGCCUCCUCUCCGGUUUCAAGAUCGCAUCAGUUCACCGUUUCGACUACGCGGGACGACACAAAAGUCAACAUCACCACAAGAGUUCCUGUGUUUGUCAACGGAGCUGACAUUAAAGAAGGGCACAUCGAACUGGAACUGGACAUACACGGUUCUAUCCACGUUUCCAGCUUGACAGAUUUGACUGGGGUGCGCGUGACAUCCAACUAUCCCUUAUCGGUCGUGUCUGGCAGCCAACUCGACGAGAGCGUACUGGCUCAGCAGUUACCUCCGGUAAAGCAGUGGGGACGAAAAUUCAUCCUGGCACGGUCGGGUUACCUGGCGUCAUCUGUGCUGAUCUACAGGAUCGUCGUGCCGCAGCCAAACACAACUCUCUCGAUAUCGUCGAGCAGUGUCGCGAUCGACGUACGGACUGGCGAUACUGGGGCGACUUGGUACGAUCACAGCGUGCAGACUGAGGGUGGGCUCGACACGCUUUCCUCUGAUAAAGCAGUGAUGGUCGUGAGAUACACCUUGGCGACGGCCCUUCUGAUCACACCAGUUGAGCUGUACACCAACGAUGAUUCGUUUGAACUAAUGACUAGCAAGCUGCCGGAGCCGGUAUCAAUCGUGUUGAAUGUUGCCUAUCUGUGCGGGCAAGAGCACAACCUAAGCAUCAGGAACGACGGUGACCUGCGUCCCUUUCGUAACAUGAGUUUGAGCAGUCUCAACGAAGCCUUGUGCAUCAAAGCUCUUGCGUUCAGGCACAAUUCUGGGGAUGGUAACCAGACUAUGCACAUCAGGGGACAGUUGUCCACCGCCACAUUCGUCUGGGUGGACACGGGCGAUGCCGAGAUAGCGGGGUCCUACCGUGUAGCGGCCACGAUGCAGUUCAAUCAACCAGCGAAUCAACCUAUUGAUUCCUGCCCUGUUAUCGUCAGCUCGGAGGUGCCUUCUAUUACCGGCAUGACCACACCUUCUCCGGGAGAAGUAUACACCAGCAAACAGCCCACCAGGACUCUGCGGCCCAACAGGUCUGACGAUGCCGCGGUCAUUGUCCCCCUCUGUGUGUCGGUAGCCGUCGUCCUAGCGAUCAUCGCCGGCCUCUGCUACUUCAUGAAAAAGAACAAGAUGUUCCCGGUUUGCCAGUGUAAGACACGGCGCGCCUACGACGUCUCAAAUGCCGGCCCCGCAGACCAGACGACCAGACGCAAGGCAGCACCCUCUCCCGAAGUAAUCCCGCUGCAAAACCGGUACUCGGUGUCCCUGCCUGAUUUGCGUCCGAUGAUAGCGAGCAGGGAACAUUACCCCAGCGGCCAGCAUGCCCGGUUCCUCCACAUGCGGCUGGCUCCGAUCGCCGAGAACGAAGUCAACUUGAACACUGGCGCGCCGGCCAACUGCGACGCCCGCAUGGUUCGGCACAACACCUUCCAACAACCGGUGGGGCAUACCUACUUCAGCUUCAACCAACAACCGGGGGUAGACCAUCGGCCUCCCCCAGACCCUACCAACCAGGUCCGCCAGCCGCCUAACCACGGGAUACCGGAGAUCUACACCGAUAACAUGCAGGCCACCGACAGGUCAGCCACGGGCCAGUUUGCCUCAAUCGGGAGGCGUCGACCUUCGUCGGCCAAACCUAUCCCCGUCCAACUUGUCUUCAACAAGCCGGAAAUCGAAAGCCAAUAAAUGGAAAAAUUCAUAAUGGUGUAGAAUUGCAAGCUCAUAUUAAUAGAUAUAGCAUUGUUUUAUUUACCCAUCAUCGCUGCUAUAUCAGAUUUAACAUGGCCCUAAUAGCAGACAGGCAACUCCGAGAAGUAACGUUGCCAACACCUGCCCAGUCGCCGCAGAAUCGACGGAAAGAGGGAAGGGGGAGGAUUAUUAAUAGGUGGCGCUGUGCAAUGCGGGUGGUGACUGUUUCCCGGCCCCCUUAAUGGGAACCGGUAGCUAGCCAUUGAUUAGAUCACCUCUGCGUGCGCAUCAUCAUGCUUUAUUUUCAAAUCGCUGUUUAGCUCUGUGCAUGGACGGUGAUUCAACCACGAUAUUAAAAAAAACUCACCCCUGUCUUACUACAAAAUGUGCGCAAAAUCAUAAGUGUCUCCAUGAAGAAAACUUUCAAGCAUUUCAACUGCAUAUGUUUUAUAUACUGAACAGUAAUUUCUUGAAAUAUUUGCCAGAGACACUUUCGAAUUCAGCAAAAAUCGAAGCUCAUCACUUCCGAAAUUCGUGGCGCGGCUAUUGUCAUUUUUUGCGAUAGGCUGGUUCGGGCAAACGUUACCUUUGUGAUUUUCAAUUCAGGAGGCGGGAUUCAGACCUAUACACGUAAUGCAUAUCAUUUACAUACAUCAGGAGGGAUGCCUCCUGAUGUAUGCAAGAUUCACCGCUAGCUACCUGUCCCGUUAUUUGAAGCCCUAAGAACAAUGGCGACAGGGAACCAGACUAUGCGGGUGGUAUACUGGACACCAUCUAGCACUAGAUGGCGCUAUUUGUAACGACUCAUUACCGACACUUUUAGACAUGAUUUUGCCAAAAAGGUGGUGUCAAACCCAAAACCCCUCCUUCCUCCCCUAGCGUCUCCCGUGAGUUCCUCGUGAGUACGUAUGUCCGUAAUUAAUUAUUUUUUUUCGGAAGCUUGAGGCCUGCGCUGAAUGAUGCAGUGCCGAACAAUGAAAUAAUGUCAGUGAAGGACAAAACGACAAGUUUUAAAGCAACAUUCACAUCUUUCCUCCUCAAAUAAUAAUCAAAAGUCAAACAUGUUGAGGUUACAAUGAUGAUUUAUACACGGUAAAAUAGUAUUCUAUUUUGCACUCUUGUAUACGUGUAUUUAUUUAUUCAUUGUAAGUAAUGUAUUGACAUAGUAACAGUAAAGGUAUUAUGUAUCGCAUUUUGCAUGUAGCUCUUAUUGUACCUGGAGAAUGUCUUAAAGAAAUUGUGUACCGUU
Molecule: messenger RNA, 3412 nt
Organism: Patiria miniata (bat star)
Lineage: Eukaryota; Metazoa; Echinodermata; Asteroidea; Valvatida; Asterinidae
Exons: 3
Coding region: 10-2160 (716 amino acids)
Source: RefSeq, a predicted model, not a curated record